This is a messenger RNA of Drosophila bipectinata, 2630 nucleotides long. RefSeq names its product sine oculis (gene so). The record is from RefSeq and is a predicted model, not a curated record. Lineage: Eukaryota; Metazoa; Arthropoda; Insecta; Diptera; Drosophilidae. Gene Ontology annotation, cellular component: transcription regulator complex; nucleus. Gene Ontology annotation, molecular function: DNA-binding transcription factor activity, RNA polymerase II-specific; RNA polymerase II cis-regulatory region sequence-specific DNA binding. Gene Ontology annotation, biological process: regulation of transcription by RNA polymerase II.
GUGCGUUGCCUGGCUGUGAGCUCCGUUUCGGGUUGAAGGCAACCAGAGAACCGGACAGUUCUCAUUUGUUUUUGAGAUACCGUCGCGUGCGGUUCGAUACUGUUAGCUCUUUGCGAUCCGGAUCCGAUCCGGCGGCCUUCCGACGACUCGCGCACAAAGUUUUAAAUUCAAUUUCCGAUGAAUGAAAACCAAACGCACACAACGCACACCGGAAAAUAGGCAUUAAAAAAAAUAAAACAAAAAUAAAAUAGAAAAAAGUUUAUUUAAUAAAUCCUUGGCGGCCAUUUUUUUCGUUGGCACUGUUUCAGCGUACUCGUCGCAGCCUCUGGCCCGCAUUUAUUAUAAUUGCAUCUGUGUUGGGGGCAAUUUGUUCGAGUCGCGGCUGAAUAGCGAAAAGUUUUCACAAAAAUAUAAUUUGCAACACGUGUUAACACAGUGCGUAUGAAGAAUGUGUGCCCAGGAGUGCCCAGCGAGGGUCUACGGAUGUGUGAGUGAGUGAGUGGGUGAUCGCGAGGCGGCACAUGGCUUCGAUUUCGAAAAGUUUUCAAAAAUAAUACAAAUACGAACCGGGGAAAAGCCCCACGGCAAAAUAUUCUAUAAUCUGCUCUGCCAGUUCUAACAAUUGUGGAUAUAUAUUUAUACAAUUUAAUAAAAACAAAUGCACAAAACCGGACAAAAGAAUAACAAACACGGAGAACAAACACGGAUACGUAUCAUCAAUAAAUAAUCAAAAUACAGAGCUCAAAUUACCAAAGAACCCAAACAAAAUCUUAAUUUAGUUUUAGGAAUUAGAGACGCCCUCCCCUAGUUAGUGCUCCACUAGAUACUUCGUCUCCCGCACAAAAAAUGUUACAGCAUCCCGCCACUGACUUCUACGACUUGGCGGCCGCCAAUGCCGCCGCUGUCCUCACCGCCCGCCACACGCCCCCCUACAGUCCGACGGGACUCAGUGGAUCGGUGGCGCUGCACAACAACAACAACAACAGCGCCACCAGCAACAACAACAACAGCAGCACCCUGGACAUCAUGACGCACAACGGAGGAGGAGUCGGGGGCGGGCUCCACCUGAACAGUGGCAGCAAUGGCAGCGGGGGUGGUGGAGUGGCCGGCGGAGGUGGUACCGGUGGCAGGGAGAAUCUGCCCAGUUUUGGAUUCACCCAGGAGCAGGUGGCUUGUGUCUGCGAGGUUCUCCAGCAAGCCGGGAAUAUUGAAAGACUGGGCCGCUUCCUCUGGUCGCUGCCACAAUGUGAUAAGUUGCAACUGAACGAGUCAGUGCUGAAGGCCAAGGCGGUCGUUGCAUUCCAUCGGGGCCAGUACAAGGAGCUCUACCGCCUCCUCGAGCACCAUCACUUCUCGGCCCAAAAUCACGCCAAGCUCCAGGCCCUGUGGUUGAAAGCGCAUUACGUGGAAGCCGAAAAACUGCGCGGAAGACCCUUGGGUGCUGUUGGCAAAUAUCGUGUUCGCCGUAAAUUUCCAUUGCCCCGCACCAUCUGGGAUGGCGAGGAGACGAGCUACUGUUUUAAGGAGAAAUCCCGCUCGGUAUUGAGAGACUGGUACUCGCACAAUCCAUAUCCAUCCCCCCGAGAGAAACGCGAUCUGGCCGAGGCCACAGGACUGACCACCACGCAGGUUUCUAAUUGGUUCAAGAAUCGCCGGCAAAGGGAUCGAGCUGCCGAACACAAAGAUGGCUCUACGGAUAAGCAACAUCUCGACUCCUCCAGCGAUUCGGAAAUGGAGGGCAGCCUCCUUCCUGGCCAGAGUUCCCAGCAACAACAACAACAGCAACAGCACUCACCCGGCAGCAGUAGCGGCCCCAACAACAACAACAACGGCUUGCACCAGCAGCAAUUGCAACAUCUAUCAGCCGACCAGAGCCUGCAACAUCAUCCCCACCAGCAACAUCCAGGCACUGGGAAUGCCGCCAGCAAGGGCAGCAGUGGGGGUGGCAGCGGAGGGGGCGUGACUGCGGCGGCAACCGCUGCCCAAAUGCAAAUGCCGCCCCUGUCCGCCGCCGUGGCCUAUUCGCACCUGCACAGCGUAAUGGGGGCGAUGCCCAUGUCCGCGAUGUACGACAUGGGGGAGUAUCAGCACUUAUGAUUCUAGUUGGAGGCGGCCGCUGCCUCCAGUGGCAGUGGCGGGGUCAGCGGUCUGGCCGGGAUCACGGGUGUCGGCGGCAGCAGUGCCAAUGCCGGCAACAGCAACAUCGCCCACGAGUGGCAGCAACGCCAGCGGCAGCAGGAUCAACAGGCGGAAAGCUUUUACUUCUGAGUCUGAGGACUCGAAGGAUUAAAUCACAGGCUAAACUGCGUAGAAUUCUUAAGAUUCUUCACACCACACCUGCUGGAUAGCACCAAGCUGCAGCACAAUCCUUUGGCAACAAAGGACACCACACACACACACACAUAUAAGAACAACAAAUCUUUAUCGAUCUGUGUAAAUAGCUAGGCUUUAGUUUUUAGAUAACGACUGGAUGGGAUGUCCAGUCGAAAUGCAAAUCAAAUCGAAAUGUGCAAAAAUUAUAUAAAUGUAUACUUUCUUCUUCUUGCAUAAAUUAUACACUCUUAAAUAUAGCCUCUAGAAAUUAUAUUUUUUGUUAAAAAUAAAUUCUAUUAAAUUAUUUUCAAAAUCUA